Molecule: messenger RNA, 2076 nt
Organism: Colletotrichum acutatum
Lineage: Eukaryota; Fungi; Ascomycota; Sordariomycetes; Glomerellales; Glomerellaceae
Product: calcineurin-like phosphoesterase
Exons: 7
Coding region: 1-2076 (691 amino acids)
Biological process (GO): nucleotide catabolic process
Cellular component (GO): cytosol
Molecular function (GO): hydrolase activity
Source: RefSeq, a predicted model, not a curated record
AUGCGUGUGGGAAACAGCAUCUGGGCCUCUCUGGCCCUUGCGUUCGGCGCCGUCCCGGCGCUCGCCUGUGAGAGCUGCGAGCAUCCCGAGAGAGACGUCGUUCUGACCAGAAAUGUUCGUCGCGCGCAGCCCGACGCUCAGGCGGCCGCCGUUGCGCCUCGUGGUCCGCUCUCGUGGGGUCAAUUGAACUUUCUUCACACCACUGACACCCACGGAUGGCUCGAAGGACACAUCCGCGAGCAAAACUACGGCGCUGACUGGGGUGACUUUGUGAGCUUUGUCAAGCACAUGCGCAAGAAGGCCAAGGACCUGGAUGUUGACUUGCUGGUGGUCGACACGGGUGACUUGCACGAUGGCGCAGGAAUUAGCGAUGCCACUGGUGUCUCGACUUACGCCAACGGCACUGGGGUCAACGGCCAAUUGUCGAACCCGAUCUUUGAGAACAUUGACUACGAUGUCUUGGCCAUUGGCAACCACGAGCUCUACGUUUCCGCCAUUGCGUUCGAGACCUUCAGCCAGUUCGCCAAGGUCUACGGUGAUAGGUACUUGACGAGCAACGUCCAGAUCCGCAACCCCGGCACGGGAGCGCUCGAGACGAUCGGCAAGCAAUACAGAUACUUCACCACUCCCAAGGGCCUCAGAAUCAUGGCCUUUGGCGUCCUCUUCGACUUCACCGGCAACUCCAACGCCUCCGUCGUUACAAAGGCCGCCACAAUGGUCAAGCAGCAAUGGUUCCUUGAUGCUGUCGACUACACGGAACCCAUCGACCUCUUUCUCGUCAUCGGCCACAACCCCGUCCGCCCGACGCAGAGCAGCAGCACACUCAAGACCGUCUUUGACGCCAUCCGCGCCGUCAAGCCCGACACCCCCGUCCAAUUCUUCGGUGGUCACACCCACAUUCGCGACUUUGCCGUAUACGACGACAAGUCCACCGCCCUCGAGUCCGGCCGGUACUGCGAGACCGUCGGUUGGCUGUCGCUGAGCGGCGUAAAGUCGGACAGCUACAAGGGCGCCGUGUAUCCCAAGGGCGUGCCUCACCCGUCUCAGAAGGCCGUCAACGUGACUGCUGGACAGACGGCUGCUACUGGAAACUCUAGCAUCACGUACUCCCGCCGCUACCUGGACUGGAACACCCUCACCUUCGAGUACCACGCAGUCGGCAGCCAGCACAAAGCCUUCAACACCACAAAGGGCCUCGCCGUCUCCGCAAACAUCACGGCAACCCGCAAGAAGCUCAACCUCACCUCCCUCUACGGCUGCGCGCCCCAGACGUGGUGCAUCGCCUGCGCGCCCUACAUGUCCGCCGGCUCCAUCUACUCCCUGCUGACGACCGCCCUCUCCGCCACAAUCGUCACCGAAGCCCGCAAGGCCACCCCGCGCAUCAUCCUCGCCAACACGGGCCACAUCCGCUUCGACCUCGCCCAGGGCCCCUUCGACUACGACUCCUCCUUCAUCGUGUCCCCCUUCACCGACGGGUUCCAGUACAUUCCCGACGUCUCGUGGUCUCUGGCGCGUCAGGUCCUCGCGGGUCUCGAAUCCGGCGGGUUCCCCUCUAAGCGCAGACGUUCUCUCGCCUCAGACUCCUUUGGCUUCGGACAGGUCAACCCGGCUCUCUCGGCCGUCGAUAGCUGCAUCGACCCGCACGUGACGAAUGACCACUUCUCCAAGCGGUCCUACGCCGGCGGACGCAUCGUCAGACGCCAGGCCGUCACGCCGGGGUACACGACCACCGACGACUUUGGCACCGACGGAGACGAUACCGUGCACAGCAAGAUCCCGACGUACGACUACCCCGACUUCUUCCAGGCCAACGGCAGCUUCCCUACCAGCGGCGAGCUUGCCGACGACGACAAGAUUGAUCUCAUCUUUUUGGACUACGUUGCAGGAUCCGUCGUCUCGGUGCUGCGCUCUCUCGGGGGCAACUACACGUCUGCUGACGUCUCUUACUAUCUGCCUAGCACUUUCACGACCAACUCGUAUCUGCCCGCGUUCGCAAAGAGCAACGAGGCAUGGCAGGCAAAUGUGCCGAAUUGCCCCGUCGGAUUGGGCAUUGGCUACAACACCACCAGUUCUUGA